AUGGAUUUGGAAGUGGAUGGCACCUAUAGAGCAUUCGAUUUUAUGAAAACAGACCUGGUCAUCAGUAAAACGACCUUUCCAUUAUUUAUAUUGACUUCUAAUCUGACACAUUUAAUAGCUUUGGAGGAGAAGAUUACUUCACUGGCUGAUAAUAAUAACUUCAGAGGUCGUAGUCGGUCGAAAUAUUUCACACCAGUAAUACUACUGCUGCAUUGGAAUGGUGGUAGCGAAAUCCUUCAUUUUUUUGCAUACAGGCAGGAGAUAAAAUCUCCACAUCCUGUCAAAUUAUCAGUUGUGGAUGGGGAUGAAAAUAUGCUAGUGGAGGAUUUAAGAGACCUUGUUGCUCUCAACCUGUUUGCUCUUGCGGAAGAAGAACGUUUCGAAGUCGUGCUACGCAAUGCAGUAAUAGAUAAUGGAAGAAAUGGAAGAGAAAAUGGCGUUAGUAUUAAGAAGGGGAGAAGAAAGGGAUAA
This is a messenger RNA of Paraglomus occultum, 471 nucleotides long. Lineage: Eukaryota; Fungi; Glomeromycota; Glomeromycetes; Paraglomerales; Paraglomeraceae. The record is from the annotation of a GenBank genome assembly.